Mesorhabditis spiculigera is the source of this 2241-nucleotide messenger RNA. Lineage: Eukaryota; Metazoa; Nematoda; Chromadorea; Rhabditida; Rhabditidae. The record is from the annotation of a GenBank genome assembly.
AUGUUGCUAUACGCCCUCUUUUUGCUGCUGUAUGUCUCCCCGGGACUGGUCAGCGCCCAGGGCUAUGGCUCAUACUAUCCCGGAGCCCGAGCACCAGCCUCGAUGCCCCUCAACGAAUAUAAUGGCCCACCACCAAGCAUGAUGAAUUCGUACGCACCAAAGGGACCCCUGCCAUUCGCUAAUAAUUUUGGCCCGCGCCCACCACGUCCGUUCUUCCAGCCGCCAAGACCCGUUUGGCGCCCACCGCCACAGCCGAAUUUCCACUAUCAGCCUGUGCCCAUUCAGACUUAUCAACCACCACCACCACCGCCCCCGGUACCUCAAGGAUACGACCAGCCACCACCUGCGACGUACCAUCCCGCUCCGACUCCACCCCCAGAGUCCUACGAGUCCUCGAACGAAAGUACCGAAUACAACUAUGGCCCGGUGGAGACGAGCACCCGAUAUGUACCUACCACCCGGAAUUACAACUACGCAAAGGCCGUGACGACGACUCGGCGCCCCACGACCACUCGGGCUCCGACGACAACUAGGCGACCAACGACCACCAGAGCACCAACGACCACUAGGCGGACACAACCAACUACCGUUCGCCGAACACCUAGCACUACGAGGACACCACCAACAGCCCCGCCCACAAUGGCCCCAAGGACUCGAGGACCCGAAUGGGUGACUCCACCUCAAUCUCCGAAGAUCGCCUACUUCCCUCAUUCGGCUGAGGAGGGAGAAUCACCCUGUGAUGCUGCUGCAGAGGAUGGAGAUGGAUGCUGGGACUUCUUCCAAUACGUGCCUGGAGUUCGUGCCGGGACCCCUUCGGAGCCAGUCGAAUCGACAGAAAAAACCGAGGAGGCAUACCAACCGGAAACGUACAAAACCCCUCCUCGUGAGAUGACCUCAUCCUCAUCCGAGGAGAAGAUCCGCGAGCAACCAGUUGACACCACCACGGUACGGUAUGAGGCCCAUAAGAAGGAGGAUGCUGCCGCCGCGGAGUACAAGAGGGAGACCGAGGAUCGGCCAGAAACGGCCACUUGGAAAUUGCCCACUGGCAACGAGGUGUUCAUCGGAACCGAGUCUGGAGAACCUGUUGAAAUCCGGGAUAAUGUUGAAGAGGUCAAUGGGGAUCGUGAGGAAAACCCCGAAAAGGAUGUCGAUUCGGCCGAGCCAACAACCACCCAGCAGCCCCUGAAGGCUUCAAAGGGAAGCCAGCUGCAAUGGGUGCCCGCCGAAAAGGGGGAGGUGAUGAAGGGGAAGAGAAUCCACCCCACAACCACCGCACCCACAACAACAACAACAACACGUGUUUCUGAAUCGGAUGAGGUGGAAGGGUCUGGGGCUGUGGCUGCCGUCACUGAAGCACCCACCACCACCGAGCCCUCCACAACCACCUCUAGCCCUAGCGACGAGCAGAAAGAGGAGGAGAGGCGGGAUAUCAUCCCCGAGCCCGAGGAGUUGAAAGAAAAGGAUGAGGUGGAGACACGGAGCGGAGAUUUGACAUUGGAUAAAGUGGAAGAGGAAACGACUUUGAAAACAGACACCGAGGCAACAACCACCGGAGUCCCCGAGCCCCGACUGCUGGUCCGAGAGUGGAACAACGGGAUCUGGCGUGAGCCGAGCACAAUCCCCUCCACCUCUGCUUCUGACACCACCACCACCACCACCCAGGCCACUCACUCCACAACGCCGUUGACCACAACCACCACCACCACUACAACCACUGAGUCGACCACUUCCACAACAACCACAACUACCACUUCAUCCCCGAGCACUCAACCACCGGCUGUCCAUUUCUUGGACAAAGCCCCGGUGGUCGAGCGCAUCGUGGAUUUGAGUAAGCUGGAGCGACUUGGUGUGCUUAGCACGACAACCACCACCACUGAAGCCCCACCAGAUCUGACCGUAACCUCAAUUCAAACCCAAAACAAAUUCAAUUCACAAUCUCCAAUUUUAAACAAGGCCAAUGACGAAAACAGUCAAAUCUCAUUGCACUCAACUGGUGCAACGAUACAAGAAAUUGCCGGGGGAGCUGGUGGUGCUCCGAAUAAAGUCAAACAAGGAACGUUCGGUGGCGCAUCGGAAGAGAAAGGAAUGGCCAUGAUUGUAUUCCCAAUGGAAGGGCCGAAGCCUGAAGUGCCGAAUUGGUAUAAUAUCACGGAAAGUCAGGGAGAUCCUGAAGUGAACGAGCUCACCGCGCAGAUCCGGAAGAGCUCCGGAAAUCCGAGAAACAGCAAGACUCGAUCCACC